GUCACGCCGGCGCGCUCGUUCCAUAGCAACCUCCAGACCCGGCCGGGGGGCGUGGCCGAGAGAAAGGAAAAGCGGCGCGCGCCAGUCCAGGGAUCCGUCACAUCAUGGCCUCUCACGGAGCAUCCCUGAUCUCCACCUCCGCCGUAGAGAACUCCCUGUCAUCCCUCAGGAACUGCCAGGCUUAUAUCGACACAGGAAUGGAAAUCACCACAGGAGUAGCCCUCGAUCUUAUACAGAACGGAGGUGACGCCGCAGAUGUGGACAGCAUGGAGUCCGUCAUGCUGGAAUACGCCGUGCUGAACAGAGAUCUGAACCACUAUAUCAGUGCCGUGGAGGAAACCGUGCGUCAGGUCAAAAGAGACCAACCUGAGGACGUGCCAGAUUUGAGGCAGCUCGUACACCAGACCUACAAUUCCCAUCGGAAACAAAAUACAGAUGAAGCACUGAAGAAAAGCAAUAAAUUCGUAAAUUUUAAAGAACAGAUCAGAGACCUAAGAAAACAAAUGGGCAUCUCUCAAGGGUCAGAAGAUGGAGCGUUGGAGGACGAUGACGAGGAGAUUGCGGUCACACAAAGCACUGCUAAUUUCACCUGCCCCAUAACACAGAUGGAGAUGGUGAACCCAGUGAAAAACAAAGCGUGCGGUCACACGUAUGAGAGAGAAGCAAUUGAAAAGAUGAUUCAGAGCAGACACCGGAAAAAUAAAAACAUCAGGUGUCCAACCAUUGGCUGCGAUGUCUCCGACAUGAGCGUAUCAGAUCUCGUUCCAGACACUGCACUCAAAAGAGCCAUUGACAUACACAAGAGGCAAAGUCAAUCUAAGCAAUGAAUCCUCUAGCUUAUAGUCCGGUGACUUUGAAGCCGAUUUUGCACGCGCUGUGUAACCCCGUUGUAAGAUACAGCAAAAGUGAAGGCUUGUGUAACAUGUAAGGACGGAUUGAGGUAUUCCAGUUCUAAAAAAAAUAUUUUUUGUUAAUAAAGUUGUUUUCUUCUUU
Bufo gargarizans (Asiatic toad) is the source of this 993-nucleotide messenger RNA. RefSeq names its product NSE2 (MMS21) homolog, SMC5-SMC6 complex SUMO ligase (gene NSMCE2). Bases 105 to 827 code for a protein of 240 amino acids. The transcript is spliced from 7 exons. Gene Ontology annotation, cellular component: Smc5-Smc6 complex; nucleus. Gene Ontology annotation, biological process: protein ubiquitination; double-strand break repair via homologous recombination; protein sumoylation. The record is from RefSeq and is a predicted model, not a curated record. Gene Ontology annotation, molecular function: ubiquitin-protein transferase activity; SUMO ligase activity; zinc ion binding. Lineage: Eukaryota; Metazoa; Chordata; Amphibia; Anura; Bufonidae.